This is a messenger RNA of Capsaspora owczarzaki ATCC 30864, 38199 nucleotides long. RefSeq lists its product as hypothetical. The transcript has 3 exons. The coding region runs from base 1 to 38199 and encodes 12732 amino acids. The record is from RefSeq and is a predicted model, not a curated record. NCBI's taxonomy places the organism in Eukaryota, Filasterea, Ministeriida, Capsasporidae.
AUGACAUCCCUCGCUGCCAAGUCUGCGUCGUUGGUGUCAGCGCGCUUCUGGGUCGCCGUUCUCGUCAUGACGUUUGCGCUCCUGUCUGGCGUCUCGGGUCAGGCGUUUUCGACCCCUCGGAGCCCCGUGUCGACGUCUGCGCUUCGUGUUUACUGUGACGCUCGCAACGCUACUGGUGGCGAGUUCCUUGCCAGCCCCGCGCUUGCGGCGUCCUUGUGCACCAACCAGUUCCGCACAAUCACCAGAUUAUGCACUGGGGCGUGCACACCCGUUUUUGACUUUUACGACAUGAAGGAGUUUGAUGAUGGCGCACGCCUGUUCUUGCAGUCCAUCACCAAUCGCCUGCGGUCGGACACAACCAAUCCGUUCGAUCUUCUCACUGGCAUCGUCGGCUUCAACGGUACGCUUCCUAAUUUGCCUAUUCCGUCACUGACAGCCCUUCCCGAGACGGUCGUUCUUUCGGGUGUUGCGCUUGCGAUUGGUCGCAGCAACACGUCUGCCCUUGGCUACCGUCUCGAGUCCGCUACGCUGACAAUCAACCUCACCUCUGUCGCGUCGUGGAGCUACGAUGUUGGACUCACGAUCAGUGCGCUCUCGGCCUCGUUCGCACUCAUCUUCAAUCCGGCCACACGCGACUACGAGUUUUCAGGCAUGGUCCAAGGUGUCGCCACCCUCGCCGCAUCUGAUGCUACCGUCACGGUGCCCUUCCCGAAUGCCGAGCGGGUCUCCAUCGACUUUGAAAGCCGCCGACCUCUGGUUGCGCAGGUUGUUGGUAACGUCACGACCUACGUUCCCGGACCGCUUCCAGCCUUGUCUGCUGUUCAGUCCGCCCUGCCAACUCUGUUUGCUGGACUCACCAUCCCCGCACUUCCUGACAACAUCCCCACGCUUACCUCCUUGGCGCUGGGUGAGGUGGAGAUUGGCGUUGGCCUGGGCAACAAGCGGCUCGGGAUUACUGUGAACCAGGCUGCUUCUUGGCCCGUCUGGUCGGGACUGACUGUUGCCGGGGGCGUCAUCCAUGUUGAUCUGAGCUGGGACGAUCGCGACACCGUCUCGGUGAGCGGCUAUGUCGAGGGUACUUUGUUGGCUUUUGGCACCGCCUUUGCUGCCCGUGUCGAGUUUCCGUUCGCGUCCACAAGCUCCUUCUCGUUGCUCGCUACCAAUUCUUCGCUUGCGACGCUUACUCAAGUGCUCGCUGCGAUGCCAGGCGCCCCAACAGUGUCCAAUUCCGAGCUGAGUGGAAUGCCAUCGAUUGACGAUUCGAGUUUGAACAUUGCCACCGGCCUGUACGUGAGCGAGUUCACCUUUCAGCACACCAACAAGACGCUGCGAUCACUCUCGUUUGUGGUUUCCGGCUCGCUUGGUGGGACUGCUAUUCCGCUCUUUGGCAGUGUGCAGGCGCAAACAACCAUCUCCCUGGGCUGCUUUAUGAACACGGAUGCGUUUGGACGCCGUCAAUGGUCGGGCACCCUCUCCACGCGUGUCCUAAUUGGCGCACUCUCCCUGCCCAUCACCAUUCCGUACCCUUCAUCCGCGGGAGCGCGUGCAUCCAUCCAGCUCCCAUCGCUCCCAUCGGUGCUUGACACGAUCGGCCUUCCAGGGACGAUCAACACGGCUGCCAUUAACGCUAUUGCGACGGCAAGUCCGCGCUUGAGUGACCUGCUUGCCUCUGUUCCUCUCCUGGGUCUCUUCCCGCAGCUUGCUCCGAAUGUGGAUCAUACCUUCCUUGUCAACACGUACGUGUCCAACUUUUCGUUUACGCUCGAUCAGGCGCGCUCCCGUAUUUCCAGUUUCUCGUUGGGCCUUUUCACUGCAAACGGAGGGACAGGCUGGAGGUUCAACUCUUUGGUCAUCAACAACGCCCUGUUCUACAUCAACAUGGUUACAGACGAUGCUGGAGGCCGCAUGUUCUCGGGUCGCAUUCAAGGCCAGCUGUCUUUGGGCUCGCACAAGAUUGGCAUUUCUGUGCCGUUUGGUCGCUCAUCGGAACAGGCGUCGUUCCAGUUUGAUCAGUCGAAAAUGUCAAUCAACGGCUUCCGCGUCGACGAUCUGUUUGCAAUGCAACGGUUGCCCGCUGGCGUGCUUCAGGGAGAUGUUGACGCCUGGAUGGCCAAUUCUGCCAAUUACGUGACCUUUAGCCAGAUUUUCAACUUGGUCUUUGGAUCGACGGCAAACAUGAAUUUCGCCAUCCCCGGCUUUUCCUCCUUGUCGUUGGAUUCUCUUGCCGUGACGGAUCUUGCGCUUACACUUGACAGCGAGUCCCAGUCCGUUGCUGCCUUCAAUGUGACGCUGCUUACCACGCAGACCAUUACCAUCGCUGGCAUGUCGUUGUCCAAGCUGCGCGUGCAAGCAGGCCUUCAAACGAACUCGCUCGGUGUUCGCUCGUACUUUGGGCGGGUGUCGGGUCGAGCGACAAUCGGCACUUCCACCGUUGGUGUCGACAUCCCCUUCGGCUACCCUGGUGAAAAGGCGCGAUUUUUCGUUCCUGCCAUCACCGUCGCCGGCUCUGAUUUGAGCCUCAGGCAGCUGGUGCAACUCCCCCGUGAGCUCCCAACUCUGACCGUUCCAGACCUCAAGUUCCGAGAUGUCAUGGCACUCUUUUCUGGCGCCGGUUUCGCGUCCGAUUUCGUCUCACCAGCGGGUGUCUUUACCCCAAGCAUUGCGGGCUUACCUGCCCCGGCGUUCAUUGGCGAUAUGGCCAUCCUCGACCUCUCGAUUGGCUUUGCCCCCAAUUAUGGCGGGAUUGACUCGUUCUCCGUCACGCUGUAUUCCAGCUCGCCGUUUGCUGUUUUGCCGACUCUCACCCUGAGCAAGUUUGUCGCUUCGCUCGAAAUGACCACCACUGCCAAAGGCCGCAACUUUGCCGGAUAUGUGCAAGGUUCAGUGCUGGUAGCCACCAAGCCAGUCUCAUUCUUUGUCCCGUUCAACCGACCUGGCGAAUCGGCGUCGCUCACCGUGCCCGGGCUGACCUUGGAAGGGCGAAAGGUGGCCUCUCUCGUGAGCAAACCUUGGUUCACCCCUGCUAAUUUUGCCAGCGUGAUCAGCUCGGCGCCCACCGUGUCAAACUUGAUGGCAAGCAUUCCAUUCCUCGGCGAUCUGUCCUCCUACAUUUCGUCCGAGCUUGCCAGCGUCUCUGAUUUGACGCAGCUGUACGUGACCGACCUCAAGUUCCAGAUGAGGUCGGAUCGCGCUGCCCUCGAAGUCUUUGGUUUCACUGCUCUUUCGACCAACACGUGGACUGUUGUGAACGGCCUUCAGGUUUCCAACAUUGCCUUUACGUUUGAAAUGAAAAACGGCCAGAACGGCACGCGAACCUUCUCAGCCGUCUUCGCUGGUCGAGUUACCGUGAGCGGCAAGUCCAUUGGUGCGCGCAUCCCAAUCAACCGCCCCGGCGAGCAAGCCAGCUUUGAGUUCCCGCGCAUUGCUGUCGGAGACUCGAGUCUCAAUGAGAUUUUCGGGUUGCCUGCUGGCCCGGCCCAGCCAGUGUCAUCGUCCCAGCUCGCGAAUGCAGUCACUGGCACGCGCGCCCGCGCGAAAGCCUUCCUCACCACUGCUUUCGACGUGUCGCAGCGACGUGUGGAAGAUUUUGUCUUCCGCACUCGGGCCGAGUUGCAAACUCGACUGGCGGUGGCUGCGCAAGCAUCCAGCGGUCUGAUUACCUUCAACGACAUCAUCACUGCCAUCAGUUUGCCUGCGCUUUCUGCCUUCAGUUUGAAUCCUCAAGCAGCCGGGCUUCCCUCGUUCGGCUCACUCGCGAUGACAAACAUGGUCUUGGAGUUCAAUCAACGUACCAGCAGCGGUUUUGGCAAUCUUCUUGCCGCGGAGGUCACUGUGCUGUCAACCACCGCAUGGAAAAUCUGUUCCACCGGCACCAUCCAACUGGAUGCCUUUGCGCUUCGUAUCGGCUUCCGUCGCCAAAACGGCACCGUCUUUUACGGCUCCGUUUCGGGUACGAUUGCCUUCGAUGCCACAUUCAUUUUCAGCGCCAAAGUGCCCUUCAACAUCCCCUCCGAGCGCGCAGAGUUUACCUUCCCGCGGCUGCGAGUCUUUGGCAAGGACGUCAAUGAACUCCUCGGUCUGGGCCUGGAAGCAGCCCGUCAAGUCAACCCCAGUGCUGUUGUGGCUGCCAGCCGCCAAGAGCUCGAGGCUGUCAAGAUGGAAGCACGUCGCCGUGCAAGGGCUUUGUUGGCAUCGUCCUCGUCCGAGCUGACCCAGCGCGUGGCUGCCUUAUCCUCCGCCAUCAGCGGCGGCGCGACGCUGACUCUGGGUGCGAUUGUCUCUGCGCUCAGCAUUCCCGGCUUUUCGAGCUCCAUGCUCAAUCCUGGUGUGGUUGGCUUGCCCGACUUUACCUCCUUUGGAAUCACGCGUCUUGAUGUUCAAUUCUUGAACAAUGACGGCACGGGCAUGGCCGGUUUUGCAGGUGCCGGCUUUACCAUUAUUUCGGGAAGCACUUGGAAGGUGACGCCCUCAGGUUCGCUCUCCAUCACAUCGUACGGUGUCUCAAUCGAUGUUCGUCGCGCCGGCAGCUCUUGGUCAUUUUCGGGCGUCGUGUCUGGCAGCGUUGUUCUCGGCAGCUCUGCUCUGGUGGUUGGUGUGCGUGCGCCCUUCAACCUCCCUGGCCAAUCGCUUUCUCUUGUUUUGCCAGAGCUGCAAAUUAUGGGCAUGAAUCUCAACUCGUACUUUGGAGUGUCCUUGGAUGAUUUGAGCUCGGACUCCUUGAUGGAUGCAGCAAGCACCCUCGCUACUCGAGCGCGUGCCGAAAUUGCGCGCCAAGCGGAGGAAGCCAAGCAACUCGCCAAGCGUACCGCCCGCCAAGUUCUGGCACGCACCACAGCCGAGCUGACUCUGCUGACUUCUCGAAUUCAAAGCGCAACCGCGAACGGCAUAUCGUUGCUAUCGCUUGUGAACGCCGUCGGCUUGAUCGAGCUGUCGGCGACCGACCUCAACCCCGGCGUGGUGGGCUUGCCCGACUUUGGAGCCUUCCUGGUGACAGACGUUGUGGUUGAUUUCAACUCUGGCUUUGCCAACGGUACGCAGGGCUUGACUGGCUUGCGCAAACUCGGCGUCACAAUCAUCGCGCCAUCUUCUGCCUCAUCCUGGUUGUUGACACCAACGGGUUCUCUCCGAGUUGCUCAGUUUGCGCUUUCCGUUCUUUUCGAGAAUACUGCAAGUGGUAAACUCCUCCGCGGCAAGAUUUCUGGUUCCAUCACUUUCUCCACGUACGUUUUCGGCGUCAGUCUGCCCUUCAACAUGCCAGGCCAGCGUGCAGAGAUUGUUCUGCCCAAGGUUUCCGUGCUCGGGUUUGACUUGACUGAGCUCUUGGGCUUGGAUGCUGAUUCCGCCGUCGAAUUGCGUACGCCCAACUUUGAGGGCAUCGCAACGGCAGUCAAGGGCCGCGCGCUUGAGCUUGCCGCUCGCGCUGAAGCCGAAGCACGGGCGCGUCUCGAAGCUGCCAAGCAGGCGGCCAAGGACAAGAUGCGUCGUUUGAUGGCCCAAACCACCACCGAGUUGAAUGCCCGCGCAGCAGCGAUCGCCGCGGCCACAACCAACAACGUCAUCACUCUGGCCCAGCUGGUGACUGCAAUCAGUAUCCCUGGAGUGACGGCAUCGUCGUUGAACACUGGCAUUGCAGGCUUGCCCGAUUUUGGCGCAUUCGGUGUUCUUGAUGCGACCAUUGAUUUCGCUCAACCGAGCGCAACAGCAGCCGGCGACACCACCCCUGGAUUUACAGGAUUGCGCACUCUCGGUAUCACGAUUGUUUACUGCUCGGCCUCACCGUGGAGCUUGAUUCCCUCUGGAUCAAUCCAAGUGAAGCAAUUUGGCUUGGCGCUUCGUCUUGAUCGCGACGCGAUGGGCCUCAAGUUUUCCGGUGUUGUCUCUGGAGGUGUCGUUGUCAACACGUUUGUCUUUGGCGUCCGCGCUCCUUUCAACAUCCCUGGAGCAAAUGUCGAGCUCAUCCUUCCCAAGAUUGAGGUGAUGGGCUACAGUAUCAACGAAUUUUUGGGCUUGCCGUCUGACGGUACUCCUCUCGAGCUGCGCGAACCUGCCCUCGAUCAGAUUGCUCGAAACCUGAAAGGAAAAGCAGCUGAACUUGCCGCCCAAGUCGAAGCAGAAGCUGUUCGUCGCCUGGAGGAGGCCAAGCUUCGUGCUCGAGAAAAGAUGCAAGCGCUGCUCGCUCAAGGUCAAGCCGAACUGGAUGCCCGCGCCGCUGCUCUCGUGGCUGCCACGUCCAAUAGGGUUCUGACCCUCGGUGGCUUGGUUGACACGCUUGGCAUUUCGACUUUUACCUCUGCAUCCCUCAAUCCCAACAUUGCCGGACUUCCCAACUUUGCCGCCUUUGGUCUGACGGAUGUGCUCAUUGAUUUUGCUCAACCCUCGUCAACUGGCCUGUCGGCGCUUCGAACCUUUGGUGCAACCAUCAUCUUUACAGGUGAUGAUUGGUACUUGACUCCUGGCACCGGAGUUCGAGUCACUCAGUUUGCCGUUCGCUUGCGUGUCGACUUGGCUGCCGCAGCAGGCGCCAGCAAGUUCUCGGGCAUGCUUUCUGGAGGCAUUCAAGUUUCGACCUUCACGUUUGCGGCACGCAUUCCCUUUGGCAUUCCCGGCGCUCAGGUUGAGAUCAUUUUACCCAAGGUCGAAGUGUUGGGUAUGAAUGUCAACGAAAUGCUCGGACUGGAUGCUUCGACGGCUCUUCAGGUUUCUCGGCCCGACCUCAAUCAGAUUGCCAGCGCAGUUUCCGCGAAGGCUAUUGAGUUGGCCGCCAAGGUUGAGGCAGAAGCCCGUCGUCGUGUCGAAGAAGCUAAACAGCGUGCCCGAGAAACCGUGCGCGGCUUACUUGCAGCGUCGCAAGCCGAGCUCACACUUCGCACGCAAGCGUUGGUUGCAGCCACCCAGAACAAAGUUCUACGUCUCGGUGUUCUGGUGGAUGCCAUCAACCUUCCCGGACUUUCUUCCAGUGAUCUUGAUACCAAGAUCGCGGGUCUGCCAAAUUUCGCCAACUUUGGAUUGACUGACGUUGUGAUUGAGUUUGCGACGCCCAGCCCCCUGUCUCCCCAAGGAUUCCCAGGGUUCCAAACCCUCGGCUGCACAAUCAUUUACUCGUCCACCGAUCCGUGGAAGCUCACACCGAGUGGUGGUUUGGCUAUUACGCAGUUUGGCGUUCAACUUCGACUCGACUUUCUCCCGACUUCGCGCAAGUUCUCUGGGCUUAUUAGUGGUGCAAUCACAAUGAACUCUCAGUACACAUUCGCCAUUCGUGUGCCAUUUGGCUUGCCGAACGCGCAAGUUGAAUUCAUCUUGCCGAAAGUGGUCGUGGCUGGUGUCAAUAUCAACGAUCUGCUGGGCGUUCCGAGCGAUGGCUCGCCGGUUUCUCCAGGUUCAAUCGACCCGCAAGCCCUUGCGUCCACCCUUCAGGGCAAGGCUGCCGAGCUCGCGACCAAGGCCGAAGCAGAGGUUCAACGUCGUGUUGAGGAGACCAAGCUGCUUGUAAAGCAGCAAAUGCGCUCUCUUCUCGCCCAGGGCCAGGCUGAACUCGAUCUCCGCACCCAGCAAAUUAUUGCCGCAACGCAGAACAAGGUUCUUACCUUUGGCUCCAUUGUUGACGCUAUCGGCAUCAACCUCGUUUCGUCCGCCGACCUGAAUCCAGGCGUUGCUGGCUUGCCCAACUUUGCAGCCUUUGCUGUGACCGAUUUUGUUAUUGAAUUUGCCCCUCUCAAUGUCUCUGAUCCGUCCGCAUCAAAUCCCCUCCAAGGAUUUGACCGUCUGCGCGUUGUGGGCGGCACCAUCAUCUACACGUCGGCAUCACCUUGGAAUCUCACACCGAAUGGGUUGAUGGCAGUGUCUCAGUUUGCUGUCAAACUUCGUGUCGAACGCCUUGACGGCUCGCUCCGCUUUUCUGGCUUCCUUUCUGGUGGCAUUCGAAUUUCGACCUUCUCGUUUGGUAUCCGCGUGCCUUUCAACACACCUGGCCAAGUGACGGAGCUCAUUCUUCCAAAGAUUGAAGUGUUUGGCGUUGAUGUCAACUCUAUGCUGGGCUUGUCUGCCGAUGAGACGGUGGACCUCUCCAAAGUUGAGCCAGCUGCUCUCAAAGGCAAAGCGGCAGAGCUUGCUGCGAUUGCCGAGGUCGAGGCGCGCCGUCGCCUGGAAGAGAUUCGUCUGCAAGCCAAAGAACGCAUUCGCUCAGUCAUGGCUGCCUCCAAAGCGGAGCUUGAGCAACGAGCUCUUGCCUUGGUUGCAGCAACCCAGUCCAAAGUUUUGCUGUUUGGAGUACUGGUAGACGCCGUUGGCAUCCCCGGAUUUACAUCGUCCUCGCUGAAUCCCGGAAUUGUCGGUUUGCCCAACUUUGCUCAGUUCGGUCUCACCGACCUCCUUGUGGACUUUGCCGCUCCCUUGGCCAACGGCUCUUCCGGCUUUGCUUGGCCGCGUUCCAUCGGAGCUACGAUCGUUUACAUUGCUGCCACGCCUUGGUACUUGACCAAGUCGAAUUCCAUCCAGGUCACCCAAUUCGGGUUGCGAAUUCGAGUCGAUUGGUCGCCGUCGCCCAAGUUUUCAGGUCUUGUCAGUGGCGGUGUCGCGAUCAACUCGUUUGUUUUCGCUGCACGAAUUCCGUUCAACAUGCCCAACCAACAAACCGAAUUUAUUCUUCCGAAAGUGGAGGUGCUGGGCAUGAGUCUGAACGAUCUUCUUGGGUUGCCAUCAGAUGGCACGCCUGUGCAGACGUCCUGGGACAGUCUCCAGCAAGCCAGUGCACAGACUGCUGGAGAACUGGCUGCGAAACUCCAAGCUGAGCUGCUGCAACAAGCCGAGGCUGCCAAACAGCUGGCACGCGACCGUGCGCGGUCGCUGCUUGCUCAGAGUCAAAGUGAACUUGCAUCACGCGCUCAGGCUCUCGUUCGCGCGACAAAGGACAAGGUGCUCACUCUUGGUGCCGUUGUUGACGCGAUUGGACUGGAUUCUGUCCGAAGCUCCGAUUUGAAUCCGAAUGUGGUUGGGUUGCCCAACUUUGCCAUGUUCGGCGUGACGGAUGUUGGAGUUGAUUUCGUCGCGAACAAUGCCACUGAAUCAUUAACUGGAGCAUUCGGAUCUUUGCGCCGAUUCGGUGUUACCAUCGUGUACAUGGAUACGCUGCCGUGGAAUCUGUCGCCAAGCGGUUCGGUCAAAGUGACGCAAUUUGGCGUUCGCCUCCAAGUGGUGUCCGUUGGAGACGCAAAGCAAUUCUCUGGCUUUAUCAGCGGAGGUGUUUCAAUCAGCACCUUUGUUUUCAGCGUUCGAGUUCCCUUCAAUUUGCCCGGUGAAACCGUCUCGUUCGUGCUGCCGAAAGUUCAGGUUCUGGGCUUCGAUGUCAAUGAGUUGCUAGGACUUUCGUCUGACGGAGUCAUCACUGCACCGAAUGAGAGUGUUGAGCAAAUCGCUUCGAAUUUGCGAGGAAAGGCAGCAGAUCUUGCGGCGCAAACACAGGCCGAGGCUCAUCGUCGAGUCGAGCAGGCCAAGCAACUGGCCAAAGAGCGCGCUCGCGCGUUGCUUGCUCGUGGCAAAGCAGAGCUUGACGCACGAACUGCAGCCCUCGUGAAAGCAACGGCAGACGGCCAGGUCUUGCGUCUGGGUGAUCUCGUGGACAGUAUUAGCAUUUCUGGCUUGAACUCUGCUGUGCUGAACCCUGGCAUUGCAGGGCUGCCCAACUUUGCAUUGUUUGGUAUCACCGACCUGGUUAUCGACUGCGUUCAAAACAAGUCUGGCGAUUCCCCACUGGCCGGCCUUCGCGCCCUGGGUGUGACUCUCGUGUACACCAACAGCGAACCUUGGAAGCUGACAAGCAGUGGUAAUAUUACUGUGUCGUCGUUCGGCAUCGCACUGCGCAUGGAUCAAAGUCAGAAUGGUCGCAAGUUCUCCGGCAUGGUGAGCGGUGGCAUUACCGUCAAUCAGUUUACGUUUGGCGUUCGAGUUCCGUUCUUCAUGCCUGGCAAGAAUAUUGAGUUCAUUUUGCCGAAGGUUGAGAUUCUUGGAUACAACGUCAACGAGCUGCUUGGAUUGCCGAGCGACGGUUCCCCUGUCGAAGCCACUCAAGAGAACGUCGAGCGUCUUGCGUCUGACCUGAAGGGCAAGGCUGCGGAGCUGGCCGCCCAAGUUGAAGCGGAAGCGCGUCGUCGUAUUGAGGAAGCCAAGCAGCAAGCCAAGGAGCGUGCUCGCGCUCUUCUGGCACGCGGCAAGGCUGAACUUGAUGCUCGUGCAUCUGCCCUCGUUGAAGCGACCAAGGGCGGCAAGGUUCUCCUUCUUGGCGAUCUUGUCGAUGCCAUCGGUAUUCCCGGAUUUGAUUCGUCCACUCUGAAUCCUGGCAUUGUCGGUCUUCCGAACUUUGCCCUGUUCGGUUUGACGGACAUCAUCAUCGAUUACUCGCAACAAAACGGCACCAAUUCGUCGGUUCUUGCUGGUCUUCGUACCAUCGGUGUCACGAUUGUGUACACGAACUCGCAGCCCUGGAAGCUGACCAGCAGCGGCAACAUCACUGUUUCCUCAUUUGGUGUCACGCUGCGUGUUGAUCAGACUCCAAGUGGCCGCAAGUUCUCUGGCAUGGUCAGCGGUGGCAUCACUGUCAAUCAGUUUACGUUUGGAGUCCGCGUUCCGUUCUUCAUGCCUGGCAAGAACAUUGAGUUCAUUUUGCCGAAGGUUGAGAUUCUUGGAUACAACGUCAACGAGCUGCUUGGAUUGCCGAGCGACGGUUCCCCUGUCGAAGCCACUCAGCAGAAUGUCGAACGGCUUGCGUCUGACCUCAAGGGCAAGGCUGCUGAGCUGGCUGCUCAAGUUGAGGCUGAAGCACGUCGCCGCAUUGAGGAGGCCAAGCAGCAAGCCAAGGAGCGUGCUCGCGCUCUUCUGGCACGCGGCAAGGCCGAACUCGAUGCUCGUGCUGCUGCGCUCGUUGAAGCGACCAAGGGUGGCAAGGUUCUCCUUCUCGGCGAUCUUGUCGAUGCCAUCGGCAUUCCCGGAUUCGAUUCUUCUACUUUGAACCCCGGCAUUGUUGGUCUGCCGAACUUUGCUCUUUUCGGCUUGACGGACAUUAUCAUCGACUAUACUCAGCAGAAUGGUACCAACUCGUCAGUUCUGGCUGGCCUUCGUACGAUUGGUGUCACGAUUGUGUACACGAACUCGCAGCCGUGGAAGCUGACCAGUAGCGGCAACAUUACUGUCUCCUCAUUUGGUGUCACCCUUCGUGUCGAUCAAACACCGAGCGGCCGCAAGUUCUCUGGCAUGGUCAGCGGUGGCAUCACUGUCAAUCAGUUCACGUUUGGAGUCCGCGUUCCGUUCUUCAUGCCUGGCAAGAACAUUGAGUUUAUCUUGCCGAAGGUUGAGAUUCUUGGAUACAAUGUGAACGAACUGCUUGGACUGCCCAGCGACGGUUCCCCUGUCGAAGCCACUCAAGAGAACGUUGAGCGUCUUGCAUCGGAUCUCAAGGGCAAGGCUGCUGAGCUUGCUGCCCAAGUUGAGGCUGAGGCGCGUCGUCGUAUUGAGGAGGCCAAGCAACAGGCCAAGGAGCGUGCUCGCGCGCUUUUGGCUCGUGGCAAGGCUGAGCUUGAAACCCGUGCUGCUGCACUCGUUGAGGCAACCAAGGGUGGCAAAGUUCUCCUUCUCGGCGAUCUCGUCGAUGCUAUCGGCAUUCCAGGAUUCGACUCGUCCACACUCAACCCUGGUAUUGUUGGUCUUCCGAACUUUGCUCUGUUCGGUUUGACUGAUAUCAUCAUCGACUAUACUCAGCAGAAUGGCACCAACUCGUCCGUUCUUGCUGGUCUUCGCACCAUCGGAGUGACCAUCAUCUACACGAACUCCCAGCCCUGGAAGCUGACUAGCAGCGGCAACAUUACUGUCUCAUCGUUCGGUGUCACGCUGCGUGUCGAUCAGACUCCCAGCGGUCGCAAGUUCUCUGGCAUGGUCAGCGGUGGCAUCACUGUCAAUCAGUUCACGUUUGGCGUUCGUGUUCCGUUCUUCAUGCCUGGCAAGAACAUUGAGUUUAUCUUGCCGAAGCUUGAGAUUCUUGGAUACAACGUGAAUGAGCUGCUUGGAUUGCCGAGCGACGGUUCGCCUGUCGAAGCCACUCAGCAGAACGUCGAGCGUCUUGCAUCUGACCUUAAGGGCAAGGCUGCUGAGCUGGCUGCUCAAGUUGAGGCUGAAGCUCGUCGCCGCAUUGAGGAGGCUAAGCAGCAAGCCAAGGAGCUGACCAUCAUCUACACGAACUCCCAGCCCUGGAAGCUGACUAGCAGCGGCAACAUCACUGUUUCCUCAUUUGGUGUCACCCUUCGUGUCGAUCAAACACCGAGCGGCCGCAAGUUCUCUGGCAUGGUCAGCGGUGGCAUCACUGUCAAUCAGUUUACGUUUGGCGUUCGAGUUCCGUUCUUCAUGCCUGGCAAGAAUAUUGAGUUCAUUUUGCCGAAGGUUGAGAUUCUUGGAUACAACGUCAACGAGCUGCUUGGAUUGCCGAGCGACGGUUCCCCUGUCGAAGCCACUCAGCAGAAUGUCGAACGGCUUGCGUCUGACCUCAAGGGCAAGGCUGCUGAGCUGGCUGCUCAAGUUGAGGCUGAAGCACGUCGCCGCAUUGAGGAGGCCAAGCAGCAAGCCAAGGAGCGUGCUCGCGCUCUUCUGGCACGCGGCAAGGCCGAACUUGAUGCUCGUGCAUCUGCCCUCGUUGAAGCGACCAAGGGUGGCAAGGUUCUCCUUCUCGGCGAUCUUGUCGAUGCCAUCGGUAUUCCUGGGUUCGACUCGUCUACACUCAACCCUGGCAUUGUUGGUCUUCCGAACUUUGCUCUGUUCGGUUUGACGGACAUUAUCAUCGACUAUACGCAGCAGAAUGGCACCAACUCGUCCGUUCUUGCUGGUCUUCGCACCAUUGGAGUCACGAUUGUGUACACGAACUCGCAGCCCUGGAAGCUGACUAGCAGCGGCACAUUACUGUCUCAUCGUUCGGUGUCACGCUGCGUGUCGAUCAUUACUCCCAGCGGUCGCAAGUUCUCUGGCAUGGUCAGCGGUGGCAUCACUGUCAAUCAGUUCACGUUUGGCGUUCGUGUUCCGUUCUUCAUGCCUGGCAAGAACAUUGAGUUUAUCUUGCCGAAGCUUGAGAUUCUUGGAUACAACGUGAAUGAGCUGCUUGGAUUGCCGAGCGACGGUUCGCCUGUCGAAGCCACUCAGCAGAACGUCGAGCGUCUUGCGUCUGACCUUAAGGGCAAGGCUGCUGAGCUGGCUGCUCAAGUUGAAGCUGAAGCACGUCGCCGCAUUGAGGAGGCCAAGCAGCAAGCCAAGGAGCGUGCUCGCGCGCUUCUGGCUCGCGGCAAGGCCGAACUUGAUGCUCGUGCUGCUGCGCUCGUUGAGGCAACCAAAGGGUGGCAAAGAUUCGACUCGUCCACACUCAACCCUGGCAUUGUUGGUCUUCCGAACUUUGCUCUGUUCGGUUUGACGGACAUCAUCAUCGACUAUUCUCAGCAGAAUGGCACCAACUCGUCCGUUCUUGCUGGUCUUCGUACCAUCGGAGUGACCAUCGUCUACACGAACUCCCAGCCCUGGAAGCUGACUAGCAGCGGCAACAUUACUGUCUCAUCGUUCGGUGUCACGCUGCGUGUCGAUCAGACUCCCAGCGGUCGCAAGUUCUCUGGCAUGGUCAGCGGUGGCAUCACUGUCAAUCAGUUCACGUUUGGCGUUCGUGUUCCGUUCUUCAUGCCUGGCAAGAACAUUGAGUUUAUCUUGCCGAAGCUUGAGAUUCUUGGAUACAACGUGAAUGAGCUGCUUGGAUUGCCGAGCGACGGUUCACCUGUCGAAGCCACUCAGCAGAAUGUCGAGCGUCUUGCGUCUGACCUUAAGGGCAAGGCGGCCGAGCUUGCCGCUCAAGUGGAGGCUGAGGCGCGUCGCCGUAUCGAAGAAGCCAAGCAACAGGCCAAGGAGCGUGCUCGUGCGCUUUUGGCUCGUGGCAAGGCCGAACUUGAUGCUCGUGCGGCUGCGCUUGUUGAAGCAACUCAGGGUGGCAAGGUCCUCCUUCUCGGUGAUCUCGUCGAUGCUAUUGGCAUUCCCGGAUUUGAUUCGUCCACUUUGAACCCCGGCAUUGUUGGUUUGCCGAACUUUGCUCUUUUCGGCUUGACGGACAUUAUCAUCGACUAUACUCAGCAGAAUGGUACCAACUCGUCCGUUCUGGCUGGCCUUCGUACGAUUGGUGUCACGAUUGUGUACACGAACUCCCAGCCCUGGAAGCUGACGAGCAGCGGCAACAUCACUGUUUCCUCAUUUGGUGUCACGCUGCGCGUUGAUCAGACUCCCAGCGGUCGCAAGUUCUCUGGCAUGGUGAGCGGUGGCAUCACUGUCAAUCAGUUCACGUUUGGCGUUCGUGUUCCGUUCUUCAUGCCUGGCAAGAACAUUGAGUUCAUCCUGCCGAAACUUGAGAUCCUUGGCUACAAUGUCAAUGAGCUUCUUGGCCUGCCCAGCGACGGUUCGCCUGUCGAAGCCACUCAAGAGAACGUCGAGCGUCUUGCGUCUGACCUGAAGGGCAAGGCUGCGGAGCUGGCCGCCCAAGUUGAAGCGGAAGCGCGUCGUCGUAUUGAGGAGGCCAAGCAGCAAGCCAAGGAGCGUGCUCGCGCGCUUCUGGCACGCGGCAAGGCUGAACUCGAUGCUCGUGCUGCUGCGCUUGUUGAAGCGACUCAGGGUGGCAAGGUUCUCCUUCUAGGUGAUCUCGUCGAUGCUAUUGGCAUUCCCGGAUUUGAUUCGUCCACAUUGAAUCCCGGAAUGGUCGGUCUUCCGAACUUUGCUCUGUUCGGCUUGACGGAUAUUAUCAUUGACUAUUCUCAACAGAAUGGCACCAACUCGUCCGUUCUGGCGGGUCUUCGUACCAUCGGAGUGACCAUCGUCUACACGAACUCCCAGCCCUGGAAGCUGACUAGCAGCGGCAACAUCACUGUUUCCUCAUUUGGUGUCACCCUUCGUGUCGAUCAAACACCGAGCGGCCGCAAGUUCUCUGGCAUGGUCAGCGGUGGCAUCACUGUCAAUCAGUUUACGUUUGGCGUUCGAGUUCCGUUCUUCAUGCCUGGCAAGAAUAUUGAGUUCAUUUUGCCGAAGGUUGAGAUUCUUGGAUACAACGUCAACGAGCUGCUUGGAUUGCCGAGCGACGGUUCCCCUGUCGAAGCCACUCAGCAGAAUGUCGAACGGCUUGCGUCUGACCUCAAGGGCAAGGCUGCUGAGCUGGCUGCUCAAGUUGAGGCUGAAGCACGUCGCCGCAUUGAGGAGGCCAAGCAGCAAGCCAAGGAGCGUGCUCGCGCUCUUCUGGCACGCGGCAAGGCCGAACUCGAUGCUCGUGCUGCUGCGCUCGUUGAAGCGACCAAGGGUGGCAAGGUUCUCCUUCUCGGCGAUCUUGUCGAUGCCAUCGGCAUUCCCGGAUUCGAUUCUUCUACUUUGAACCCCGGCAUUGUUGGUCUGCCGAACUUUGCUCUGUUCGGCUUGACGGACAUUAUCAUCGACUAUACUCAGCAGAAUGGUACCAACUCGUCAGUUCUGGCUGGCCUUCGUACGAUUGGUGUCACGAUUGUGUACACGAACUCGCAGCCGUGGAAGCUGACCAGUAGCGGCAACAUUACUGUCUCCUCAUUUGGUGUCACCCUUCGUGUCGAUCAAACACCGAGCGGUCGCAAGUUCUCUGGCAUGGUGAGCGGUGGCAUUACCGUCAAUCAGUUCACGUUUGGUGUUCGGGUUCCGUUCUUCAUGCCUGGCAAGAACAUUGAGUUUAUCUUGCCGAAGCUUGAGAUUCUUGGAUACAACGUCAACGAGCUGCUUGGAUUGCCGAGCGACGGUUCCCCUGUCGAAGCCACUCAGCAGAAUGUCGAACGGCUUGCGUCUGACCUCAAGGGCAAGGCUGCUGAGCUGGCUGCUCAAGUUGAGGCUGAAGCACGUCGCCGCAUUGAGGAGGCCAAGCAGCAAGCCAAGGAGCGUGCUCGCGCUCUUCUGGCACGCGGCAAGGCCGAACUUGAUGCUCGUGCAUCUGCCCUCGUUGAAGCGACCAAGGGUGGCAAGGUUCUCCUUCUCGGCGAUCUUGUCGAUGCCAUCGGUAUUCCUGGGUUCGACUCGUCUACACUCAACCCUGGCAUUGUUGGUCUUCCGAACUUUGCUCUGUUCGGUUUGACGGACAUUAUCAUCGACUAUACGCAGCAGAAUGGCACCAACUCGUCAGUUCUUGCUGGUCUUCGUACGAUUGGCGUCACGAUUGUGUACACGAACUCGCAGCCCUGGAAGCUGACUAGCAGUGGCAACAUUACUGUCUCGUCGUUCGGUGUGACGCUGCGUGUUGAUCAGACUCCAAGUGGCCGCAAGUUCUCUGGCAUGGUCAGCGGUGGCAUCACUGUCAAUCAGUUUACGUUUGGAGUCCGCGUUCCGUUCUUCAUGCCUGGCAAGAACAUUGAGUUCAUUUUGCCGAAGGUUGAGAUUCUCGGCUACAAUGUCAAUGAGCUUCUUGGCCUGCCCAGCGACGGUUCGCCUGUCGAAGCCACUCAAGAGAACGUCGAGCGUCUUGCAUCUGACCUUAAGGGCAAGGCUGCUGAGCUUGCUGCUCAAGUUGAGGCUGAAGCACGUCGUCGUAUUGAGGAGGCCAAGCAACAGGCUAAGGAGCGUGCUCGCGCGCUUUUGGCUCGUGGCAAGGCUGAGCUUGAUGCUCGUGCAUCUGCCCUCGUUGAAGCGACCAAGGGCGGCAAGGUCCUCCUUCUCGGUGAUCUCGUUGAUGCUAUUGGCAUUCCCGGAUUUGAUUCGUCCACUUUGAAUCCUGGCAUUGUUGGUCUGCCGAACUUUGCUCUUUUCGGUUUGACUGACAUCAUCAUCGACUAUAGUCAGCAAAACGGCACCAAUUCGUCCGUUCUUGCUGGUCUUCGUACGAUUGGUGUCACGAUCGUGUACACGAACUCGCAACCUUGGAAGCUGACUAGCAGCGGCAACAUUACUGUCUCGUCGUUCGGUGUCACCCUUCGUGUUGAUCAGACUUCAAGUGGCCGCAAGUUCUCCGGCAUGGUCAGCGGUGGCAUCACUGUCAAUCAGUUUACGUUUGGAGUCCGUGUUCCGUUCUUCAUGCCUGGCAAGAACAUUGAGUUCAUUUUGCCAAAGCUUGAGAUUCUUGGCUACAAUGUCAAUGAGCUUCUUGGCCUGCCCAGCGACGGUUCGCCUGUCGAAGCCACUCAAGAGAACGUCGAGCGUCUUGCGUCUGACCUGAAGGGCAAGGCUGCGGAGCUGGCCGCCCAAGUUGAAGCGGAAGCGCGUCGUCGUAUUGAGGAGGCCAAGCAGCAAGCCAAGGAGCGUGCUCGCGCGCUUCUGGCACGCGGCAAGGCUGAACUCGAUGCUCGUGCUGCUGCGCUCGUUGAAGCGACGUCCGGCGGCAAGGUUCUUCUUCUCGGUGAUCUCGUUGAUGCUAUUGGCAUUCCCGGAUUUGAUUCGUCCACUCUGAAUCCUGGCAUUGUCGGUCUGCCGAACUUUGCUCUGUUCGGUUUGACUGAUAUCAUCAUCGACUAUACUCAGCAGAAUGGCACCAACUCGUCCGUUCUUGCAGGACUUCGUACUAUCGGUGUCACGAUCGUGUACACGAACUCGCAACCUUGGAAGCUGACUAGCAGCGGCAACAUUACUGUCUCGUCGUUCGGUGUCACGCUGCGUGUCGAUCAGACUCCCAGCGGUCGCAAGUUCUCUGGCAUGGUUAGCGGUGGCAUUACCGUCAAUCAGUUUACGUUUGGCGUUCGUGUUCCGUUCUUCAUGCCUGGCAAGAAUAUUGAGUUCAUCCUGCCGAAACUUGAGAUCCUUGGCUACAAUGUCAAUGAGCUUCUUGGCCUGCCCAGCGACGGUUCGCCUGUCGAAGCCACUCAAGAGAACGUCGAGCGUCUUGCGUCUGACCUGAAGGGCAAGGCUGCGGAGCUGGCCGCCCAAGUUGAAGCGGAAGCGCGUCGUCGUAUUGAGGAGGCCAAGCAGCAAGCCAAGGAGCGUGCUCGCGCGCUUCUGGCACGCGGCAAGGCUGAACUCGAUGCUCGUGCUGCUGCGCUUGUUGAAGCGACUCAGGGUGGCAAGGUUCUCCUUCUAGGUGAUCUCGUCGAUGCUAUUGGCAUUCCCGGAUUUGAUUCGUCCACAUUGAAUCCCGGAAUGGUCGGUCUUCCGAACUUUGCCCUGUUCGGCUUGACGGAUAUUAUCAUUGACUAUUCUCAACAGAAUGGCACCAACUCGUCCGUUCUGGCGGGUCUUCGUACCAUCGGAGUGACCAUCGUCUACACGAACUCCCAGCCCUGGAAGCUGACUAGCAGCGGCAACAUCACUGUUUCCUCAUUUGGUGUCACCCUUCGUGUCGAUCAAACACCGAGCGGCCGCAAGUUCUCUGGCAUGGUCAGCGGUGGCAUCACUGUCAAUCAGUUCACGUUUGGCGUUCGAGUUCCGUUCUUCAUGCCUGGCAAGAACAUUGAGUUUAUCUUGCCGAAGCUUGAGAUUCUUGGAUACAACGUCAACGAGCUGCUUGGAUUGCCGAGCGACGGUUCCCCUGUCGAAGCCACUCAGCAGAAUGUCGAACGGCUUGCGUCUGACCUCAAGGGCAAGGCUGCUGAGCUGGCUGCCCAAGUUGAGGCUGAGGCGCGUCGUCGUAUUGAGGAGGCUAAGCAGCAAGCCAAGGAGCGUGCUCGCGCUCUUCUGGCCCGUGGCAAGGCGGAACUUGAUGCUCGUGCUGCUGCGCUUGUUGAAGCAACCAAGGGUGGCAAGGUCCUCCUUCUCGGCGAUCUCGUCGAUGCUAUCGGCAUUCCAGGAUUCGACUCGUCCACACUCAACCCUGGUAUUGUUGGUCUUCCGAACUUUGCCCUGUUCGGAUUGACGGACGUUAUCGUUGAUUAUUCUCAGCAAAAUGGCACUUCGUCCGCUCUUGCUGGUCUUCGCACCAUCGGAGUGACCAUCGUCUACACGAACUCCCAGCCGUGGAAGCUGACUAGCAGCGGCAACAUCACUGUUUCCUCAUUUGGUGUCACCCUUCGUGUCGAUCAAACACCGAGCGGCCGCAAGUUCUCUGGCAUGGUCAGCGGUGGCAUCACUGUCAAUCAGUUCACGUUUGGAGUCCGCGUUCCGUUCUUCAUGCCUGGCAAGAACAUUGAGUUUAUCUUGCCGAAGGUUGAGAUUCUUGGAUACAAUGUGAACGAACUGCUUGGACUGCCCAGCGACGGUUCCCCUGUCGAAGCCACUCAAGAGAACGUUGAGCGUCUUGCAUCGGAUCUCAAGGGCAAGGCUGCUGAGCUUGCUGCCCAAGUUGAGGCUGAGGCGCGUCGUCGUAUUGAGGAGGCCAAGCAACAGGCCAAGGAGCGUGCUCGCGCGCUUUUGGCUCGUGGCAAGGCUGAGCUUGAAACCCGUGCUGCUGCACUCGUUGAGGCAACCAAGGGUGGCAAAGUUCUCCUUCUCGGCGAUCUCGUCGAUGCUAUCGGCAUUCCAGGAUUCGACUCGUCCACACUCAACCCUGGUAUUGUUGGUCUUCCGAACUUUGCUCUGUUCGGUUUGACUGAUAUCAUCAUCGACUAUACUCAGCAGAAUGGCACCAACUCGUCCGUUCUUGCUGGUCUUCGCACCAUCGGAGUGACCAUCAUCUACACGAACUCCCAGCCCUGGAAGCUGACUAGCAGCGGCAACAUUACUGUCUCAUCGUUCGGUGUCACGCUGCGUGUCGAUCAGACUCCCAGCGGUCGCAAGUUCUCUGGCAUGGUCAGCGGUGGCAUCACUGUCAAUCAGUUCACGUUUGGCGUUCGUGUUCCGUUCUUCAUGCCUGGCAAGAACAUUGAGUUCAUCCUGCCGAAACUUGAGAUUCUCGGCUACAAUGUCAACGAGCUGCUUGGAUUGCCGAGCGACGGUUCGCCUGUUGAAGCCACUCAGCAGAACGUCGAGCGUCUUGCGUCUGACCUUAAGGGCAAGGCUGCUGAGCUUGCUGCUCAAGUUGAGGCUGAAGCACGUCGUCGUAUUGAGGAGGCCAAGCAGCAAGCCAAGGAGCGUGCUCGCGCUCUUCUGGCCCGUGGCAAGGCGGAACUUGAUGCUCGUGCUGCUGCGCUUGUUGAAGCAACCAAGGGUGGCAAAGUUCUCCUUCUCGGCGAUCUCGUCGAUGCUAUCGGCAUUCCAGGAUUCGACUCGUCCACACUCAACCCUGGCAUUGUUGGUCUUCCGAACUUUGCUCUGUUCGGAUUGACGGACAUUAUCGUUGAUUAUUCUCAGCAAAAUGGCACCAACUCGUCCGUUCUUGCUGGUCUUCGCACCAUCGGAGUGACCAUCGUCUACACGAACUCCCAGCCGUGGAAGCUGACUAGCAGCGGCAACAUCACUGUUUCCUCAUUUGGUGUCACGCUGCGUGUCGAUCAAACACCGAGCGGCCGCAAGUUCUCUGGCAUGGUCAGCGGUGGCAUCACUGUCAAUCAGUUCACGUUUGGAGUCCGCGUUCCGUUCUUCAUGCCUGGCAAGAACAUUGAGUUUAUCUUGCCGAAGGUUGAGAUUCUUGGAUACAAUGUGAACGAACUGCUUGGACUGCCCAGCGACGGUUCCCCUGUCGAAGCCACUCAAGAGAACGUUGAGCGUCUUGCAUCGGAUCUCAAGGGCAAGGCUGCUGAGCUUGCUGCCCAAGUUGAGGCUGAGGCGCGUCGUCGUAUUGAGGAGGCCAAGCAACAGGCCAAGGAGCGUGCUCGCGCGCUUUUGGCUCGUGGCAAGGCUGAGCUUGAAACCCGUGCUGCUGCACUCGUUGAGGCAACCAAGGGUGGCAAAGUUCUCCUUCUCGGCGAUCUCGUCGAUGCUAUCGGCAUUCCAGGAUUCGACUCGUCCACACUCAACCCUGGUAUUGUUGGUCUUCCGAACUUUGCUCUGUUCGGUUUGACUGAUAUCAUCAUCGACUAUACUCAGCAGAAUGGCACCAACUCGUCCGUUCUUGCUGGUCUUCGCACCAUCGGAGUGACCAUCAUCUACACGAACUCCCAGCCCUGGAAGCUGACUAGCAGCGGCAACAUUACUGUCUCAUCGUUCGGUGUCACGCUGCGUGUCGAUCAGACUCCCAGCGGUCGCAAGUUCUCUGGCAUGGUCAGCGGUGGCAUCACUGUCAAUCAGUUCACGUUUGGCGUUCGUGUUCCGUUCUUCAUGCCUGGCAAGAACAUUGAGUUUAUCUUGCCGAAGCUUGAGAUUCUUGGAUACAACGUGAAUGAGCUGCUUGGAUUGCCGAGCGACGGUUCGCCUGUUGAAGCGACGCAGCAGAACGUCGAGCGUCUUGCAUCUGACCUUAAGGGCAAGGCUGCUGAGCUGGCUGCUCAAGUUGAGGCUGAAGCUCGUCGCCGCGUUGAGGAGGCUAAGCAACAGGCCAAGGAGCGUGCUCGUGCGCUUUUGGCUCGCGGCAAGGCCGAACUUGAUGCUCGUGCUGCUGCACUAGUUGAGGCAACAUCCGGCGGCAAGGUUCUCCUUCUUGGUGAUCUCGUUGAUGCUAUUGGCAUUCCUGGGUUCGACUCGUCCACUCUGAAUCCUGGCAUUGUCGGUUUGCCGAACUUUGCUUUGUUCGGUUUGACGGACAUCAUCAUCGACUACUCGCAGCAAAACGGCACCAAUUCAUCGGUUCUUGCUGGUCUUCGUACCAUCGGUGUCACGAUUGUGUACACGAACUCGCAGCCCUGGAAGCUGACUAGCAGCGGCAACAUCACUGUUUCCUCAUUUGGUGUCACGCUGCGUGUCGAUCAGACUCCCAGCGGCCGCAAGUUCUCCGGCAUGGUGAGCGGUGGCAUCACUGUCAAUCAGUUCACGUUUGGAGUCCGCGUUCCGUUCUUCAUGCCUGGCAAGAACAUUGAGUUCAUUUUGCCGAAGGUAGAGAUUCUCGGCUACAAUGUGAACGAACUCCUUGGAUUGCCGAGCGACGGUUCCCCUGUCGAAGCCACUCAGCAGAAUGUCGAGCGUCUUGCAUCUGACCUUAAGGGCAAGGCUGCUGAGCUUGCUGCUCAAGUUGAGGCUGAAGCACGUCGUCGUAUUGAGGAGGCCAAGCAACAGGCUAAGGAGCGUGCUCGCGCGCUUUUGGCUCGUGGCAAGGCUGAGCUUGAUGCUCGUGCAUCUGCCCUCGUUGAAGCGACCAAGGGUGGCAAGGUUCUCCUUCUCGGCGAUCUCGUUGAUGCUAUUGGCAUUCCUGGGUUCGACUCGUCUACUCUCAACCCUGGCAUUGUUGGUCUUCCGAACUUUGCUCUGUUCGGUUUGACGGACAUUAUCAUCGACUAUACGCAGCAGAAUGGCACCAACUCGUCAGUUCUUGCUGGUCUUCGUACGAUUGGCGUCACGAUUGUGUACACGAACUCGCAGCCCUGGAAGCUGACUAGCAGUGGCAACAUUACUGUCUCGUCGUUCGGUGUGACCCUUCGUGUUGAUCAGACUCCAAGUGGCCGCAAGUUCUCCGGCAUGGUCAGCGGUGGCAUCACUGUCAAUCAGUUCACGUUUGGCGUUCGAGUUCCGUUCUUCAUGCCUGGCAAGAAUAUUGAGUUCAUCCUGCCGAAACUUGAGAUUCUUGGCUACAAUGUCAAUGAGCUUCUUGGCCUGCCCAGCGACGGUUCGCCUGUCGAAGCGACUCAAGAGAACGUCGAGCGUCUUGCGUCUGACCUGAAGGGCAAGGCUGCGGAGCUGGCCGCCCAAGUUGAAGCGGAAGCGCGUCGUCGUAUUGAGGAAGCCAAGCAACAGGCUAAGGAGCGUGCUCGCGCGCUUUUGGCUCGUGGCAAGGCUGAGCUUGAUGCUCGUGCAUCUGCCCUCGUUGAAGCGACCAAGGGCGGCAAGGUUCUCCUUCUCGGCGAUCUUGUGGAUGCCAUCGGUAUUCCUGGGUUCGACUCGUCCACUCUGAAUCCUGGCAUUGUCGGUCUGCCGAACUUUGCCCUGUUCGGUUUGACGGACAUCAUCAUCGAUUACUCGCAACAAAACGGCACCAAUUCGUCGGUUCUGGCGGGUCUUCGUACCAUCGGAGUGACCAUCGUCUACACGAACUCCCAGCCCUGGAAGCUGACUAGCAGCGGCAACAUCACUGUUUCCUCAUUUGGUGUCACGCUGCGUGUCGAUCAAACUCCCAGCGGUCGCAAGUUCUCUGGCAUGGUGAGCGGUGGCAUCACUGUCAAUCAGUUCACGUUUGGUGUUCGGGUUCCGUUCUUCAUGCCUGGCAAGAACAUUGAGUUUAUCUUGCCGAAGCUUGAGAUUCUUGGAUACAACGUCAACGAGCUGCUUGGAUUGCCGAGCGACGGUUCACCUGUCGAAGCCACUCAGCAGAAUGUCGAGCGUCUUGCGUCUGACCUUAAGGGCAAGGCGGCCGAGCUUGCCGCUCAAGUGGAGGCUGAGGCGCGUCGCCGUAUCGAAGAAGCCAAGCAACAGGCCAAGGAGCGUGCUCGUGCGCUUUUGGCUCGUGGCAAGGCCGAACUUGAUGCUCGUGCGGCUGCGCUUGUUGAAGCAACUCAGGGUGGCAAGGUCCUCCUUCUCGGUGAUCUCGUCGAUGCUAUUGGCAUUCCCGGAUUUGAUUCGUCCACUUUGAACCCCGGCAUUGUUGGUUUGCCGAACUUUGCUCUUUUCGGCUUGACGGACAUUAUCAUCGACUAUACUCAGCAGAAUGGUACCAACUCGUCCGUUCUGGCUGGCCUUCGUACGAUUGGUGUCACGAUUGUGUACACGAACUCCCAGCCCUGGAAGCUGACGAGCAGCGGCAACAUCACUGUUUCCUCAUUUGGUGUCACGCUGCGCGUUGAUCAGACUCCCAGCGGUCGCAAGUUCUCUGGCAUGGUGAGCGGUGGCAUCACUGUCAAUCAGUUCACGUUUGGCGUUCGUGUUCCGUUCUUCAUGCCUGGCAAGAACAUUGAGUUCAUCCUGCCGAAACUUGAGAUUCUCGGCUACAAUGUCAACGAGCUGCUUGGAUUGCCGAGCGACGGUUCGCCUGUUGAAGCCACUCAGCAGAACGUCGAGCGUCUUGCGUCUGACCUUAAGGGCAAGGCUGCUGAGCUUGCUGCUCAAGUUGAGGCUGAAGCACGUCGUCGUAUUGAGGAGGCCAAGCAGCAAGCCAAGGAGCGUGCUCGCGCUCUUCUGGCCCGUGGCAAGGCGGAACUUGAUGCUCGUGCUGCUGCGCUUGUUGAAGCAACCAAGGGUGGCAAAGUUCUCCUUCUCGGCGAUCUCGUCGAUGCUAUCGGCAUUCCAGGAUUCGACUCGUCCACACUCAACCCUGGCAUUGUUGGUCUUCCGAACUUUGCUCUGUUCGGAUUGACGGACAUUAUCGUUGAUUAUUCUCAGCAAAAUGGCACCAACUCGUCCGUUCUUGCUGGUCUUCGCACCAUCGGAGUGACCAUCGUCUACACGAACUCGCAGCCCUGGAAGCUGACUAGCAGCGGCAACAUUACUGUCUCAUCGUUCGGUGUCACGCUGCGUGUCGAUCAGACUCCCAGCGGUCGCAAGUUCUCUGGCAUGGUCAGCGGUGGCAUCACUGUCAAUCAGUUCACGUUUGGCGUUCGUGUUCCGUUCUUCAUGCCUGGCAAGAACAUUGAGUUUAUCUUGCCGAAGCUUGAGAUUCUUGGAUACAACGUGAAUGAGCUGCUUGGAUUGCCGAGCGACGGUUCGCCUGUUGAAGCGACGCAGCAGAACGUCGAGCGUCUUGCAUCUGACCUUAAGGGCAAGGCUGCUGAGCUGGCUGCUCAAGUUGAGGCUGAAGCUCGUCGCCGCGUUGAGGAGGCUAAGCAACAGGCCAAGGAGCGUGCUCGUGCGCUUUUGGCUCGCGGCAAGGCCGAACUUGAUGCUCGUGCUGCUGCACUAGUUGAGGCAACAUCCGGCGGCAAGGUUCUCCUUCUUGGUGAUCUCGUUGAUGCUAUUGGCAUUCCUGGGUUCGACUCGUCCACUCUGAAUCCUGGCAUUGUCGGUUUGCCGAACUUUGCUUUGUUCGGUUUGACGGACAUCAUCAUCGACUACUCGCAGCAAAACGGCACCAAUUCAUCGGUUCUUGCUGGUCUUCGUACCAUCGGUGUCACGAUUGUGUACACGAACUCGCAGCCCUGGAAGCUGACUAGCAGCGGCAACAUUACUGUCUCGUCGUUCGGUGUCACCCUUCGUGUUGAUCAGACUUCAAGUGGCCGCAAGUUCUCCGGCAUGGUCAGCGGUGGCAUCACUGUCAAUCAGUUUACGUUUGGAGUCCGUGUUCCGUUCUUCAUGCCUGGCAAGAACAUUGAGUUCAUUUUGCCGAAACUUGAGAUUCUCGGCUACAAUGUGAACGAACUCCUUGGAUUGCCGAGCGACGGUUCCCCUGUCGAAGCCACUCAGCAGAAUGUCGAGCGUCUUGCAUCUGACCUUAAGGGCAAGGCUGCGGAGCUGGCUGCCCAAGUUGAGGCUGAAGCACGUCGUCGUAUUGAGGAGGCCAAGCAACAGGCUAAGGAGCGUGCUCGUGCGCUUUUGGCUCGUGGCAAGGCUGAGCUCGAAACCCGUGCUGCUGCCCUCGUUGAGGCAACAUCCGGUGGCAAGAUCCUCCUUCUCGGUGACCUCGUUGAUGCUAUCGCCAUUCCUGGCUUUGAUUCCAGGACGUUGAAUCCUGGCGUUGCUGGCUUGCCGAAUUUCGCCAUGUUUGGUAUCACCGAUGUUUUGAUCGAUUACUCUCAAAACAGCACCAACUCUUCGGCGGUUCAAGCGCUUCGUGCUCUUGGUGUGACCAUCAUUUACACCGCGAAGGAUCCCUGGAAGCUCAUCCCAUCAGGUUCAGUGUUUGUUUCGUCCUUUGGCAUCUCCCUCCGUCUCGAUCAAAUCGCUGGAUCGUUCAAGUUUUCCGGUGUUGUGAGCGGUGGCAUUACCGUGUCGACGUUCACGUUCGGCAUUCGUGUCCCGUUCAAUAUUCCUGGUCAAUCAGUCGAGUUCAUUCUUCCCAAAGUCGAAGUUCUCGGCUACAGCAUCAACGAUUUGCUCGGCCUCCCAUCGGAGUCAGAGCCAGUUACAGUCGCUGUUGAGCAAAUUGCUGCCGAUCUCCAAGGCAAAGCAGCCGAGCUUGCCGCGCAAGUUGAAGCUGAAGCGCGCCGCCGCCUGCAGGAAGCCAAGCAAGCAGCUCAGGAACGCGCUCGUUCGCUCCUGGCUCGAAGUGCCGCGGAGCUGGAAACCCGUGCUCAAGCUUUGGCAACCGCCACUGCGGGUCGCGUUUUGACUCUCGGCCAGCUUGUUGAUGCGAUUGCCGUCCCCGGAUUUUCGUCGGGCAUGCUCAACCCUGGCGUCGCUGGUUUGCCGAACUUUGCGCUGUUCGGCAUCACAGAUGUUUCAUUGCAAUUCUCGCAAGGAAACAACACCAAGGGUGGAGGCCUUGCCGGGCUUCGAUACGCCGGCGUCACCAUCGUGUACGCUUCUGCUGCGCCUUGGUACUUGACCCCGAGCAAAAACAUCGCUAUCUCUCAGUUUGGCUUGCGCUUGCAAGUACAAAUUUCCUCGCCCGGCGGAUUGACUUUCUCGGGCAUGGUUAGCGGUGGCAUCACCGUCUCGACUUUCACUUUCGGUGUUCGCGUUCCUUUCAAUAUGCCUGAUCAGUCGGCCCAGUUCAUUCUUCCGAAGAUUGAGGUGUUUGGUGUCUCUAUCAAUGAUGUUCUUGGGUUGCCUGCUGCGGAAACCGUUACGGCACCGUCUCUUCAAGAUGCUGUUGGCUCGUUGCGCGGCCGCGCUGCUGAGCUUACUGCGCAGCUGGAGGCCGAAGCGCGUCGACGCGUGGAGGAACUCAAACAGCAGGCCAAGGAACGUGUCCGUUCGUUGCUCGCGACCACUCAAGCCGAACUUGACACACGCACCCAAGCUCUUGUGGCUGCCACUCAAGGUCGCGUGCUGUAUCUUGGCACCCUUGUGAACGCCUUGGCCAUUCCCGGAUUUGAUUCUUCUGCACUCAACACUGGCAUUGCAGGCCUGCCCAACUUUGCCGAGUUUGGUUUGACGGAUGUGGUGAUUCAGUUCGCGGGCAACGCUUCCACCGGAUUCAAUAGCUUGCGCACGCUGGGUGUGACAAUCAUCUAUGGCGGCUCAACUCCCUGGUACCUGACUCCUGGUACUGGCAUCCGUGUGACGCAGUUUGGCUUGACACUCCGCAUGGACCAGACAGCGGCAGGGCGCAAGUUCUCUGGCGUGCUGAGCGGCGGUGUUCUCGUGUCAUCCUUCUCGUUUGCAAUCCGCGUGCCGUUCAUGAUGCCAGGCCAGUCUGUCGAAUUUAUUCUUCCCAAGGUCGAAGUGCUCGGCAUGUCUGUGAACGAGUUGCUCGGUCUCCCGACUGACGGCCUUCCCGUUAAACUGCCUGAUCAAGCGACCUUGGCCCAAGCUGUUGGAUCUUUAACUGGAAAGGCCGCUGAGUUGGCCGCGCAAGUGGAAGCGGAGGCUAAGCGCCGCGUUGAGGAAGCAAAGUUAGCGGUCAAGGAACGCAUGCGUUCGCUUCUCGCAACGUCUCAAGCUGAGCUCGAAACGCGCGCGGCUGCUCUGCAGGCCGCCACUGCCGGCAAAGUUCUUCUUCUUGGCUCACUCGUUGAUGCGCUCAGCUUGCCCGGCAUCUCCAGUUCCGAUCUGAACACGGGCAUUGCUGGUCUCCCGAACUUUGCCAUGUUUGGUUUGACUGAAAUUCUUGUCGAGUUCAUGGCACAAGAAAACAGCACUUCAGGCUCGGCGCGCGGCAUGGCCGGUCUGCGAACGCUGGGUGUCACUAUUUUGUACGCGUCUUCCGAUCCUUGGUUCCUGACGCCCAGCAAGCUCAUCCGCGUGACGCAGUUUGGCCUGAAACUGCGCGUCGACUUUGCACCGCUUGGGCGCAAAUUCUCCUGUGUUCUCAGUGGAGGAAUUCAAGUCGACAAAUUUGUCUUUGGUGUUCGUGCGCCUUUCAACAUCCCUGGCGAACGCGUCGAGUUCAUUCUCCCGAAGGUGGAAGUUUUGGGCGUUAGCGUGAAUGACAUGCUGGGUCUUCCGGCGGGCACUCCGCUCGAGCUUGAGACCGAAUCUGCGCGUCAAAAGCUCAACGACUUGAAAGAGAAGGCGUCGGAUGCUCUUGUCCGAGUUGAGGCUGAAGCGCGCCGACGCGCCGAAGAGGCCAAACAGCAGAUCAAGGAUCGGAUGCGAUCGAUGCUUCCGCAGGGUGUGGAGGAACUCAAUAAUCGCAUGUCUGCGCUUGUUAGCGCCACGGACGGCAAAGUUCUCAAGCUGGGCACGAUUGUGCAAGCGAUCGGCAUUCCUGGUUUUACGUCAGCGAGCCUCAAUCCUGGCGUUGCUGGCUUGCCGAAUUUUGCUGACUUUGGCAUUACCAACUUCCAAGUUGAGUUUGCCGCUCCUGCCACCUCCAAUGCCACCUCUAACGCCACGGCUCCCCCUGGCUUGGAUGGGCUGCGGAUGCUUUCUGUCACCAUCAUUUAUUCAUCGACGACACCAUGGUACCUCGUCCCGACGACAACGUUGAUCCGGGUUUCGCAGUUUGGCGUCAUGCUUCGGCUUGAUCAAACAGGCGGCAUCCGUCGGUUCUCUGCCGUCAUUAGCGGUGGCGUGUUGAUCAACAACAAGUUUACUUUUGGUGUUCGUGUGCCCUUCAAUGUUCCCGGCGCUCAAGUCGAGUUUAUCCUUCCCAAGGUCGAAGUGUUUGGCAUGAACAUUAAUGAAAUGCUUGGCCUCGCGGCUGACAAGACCCUCGAGUUUGACGCGAACGCUGCUGCAAAGGCCCUUGGUGAUUUGCAAGGCGAGGCUCGUUUGCUUGCGGAAAAGAUCGAAGCCGAGGCGCGCCGUGUUGCUGAAGAAGCGAAAGCUGCGCUCAAGUCGCGUGCUCGAGCACUGGUUGCCCGUACCUCCGCAGAGCUUGAUGCUCGAGUUGCUGCAAUCAAGGCUGCUACCGAGAAUCGCGUUUUGCUUCUCGGCGAUUUGGUCGCUUCGCUCGGCAUUCCCGGCGUUACUUCCGAAGCGCUCGACACGAAGGUUGCCGGUCUUCCCAAUUUCGCCUUGUUUGGCAUUACGGACGUCCAAAUUGAGUUUGCACCCCGAGCUGGUGCCAACACGUCUGGCUUCUCUUCCCUCAGCCGCGUGCAAGCGACGAUUGUCUACACCAAGACCGAAGGUUGGCAACUGCUCCCGAGUGGUUCCAUUUUUGUUCGAUCAUUUGGUCUGCUACUCGGUUUCCGUACUGUUUCGUCCAACCAAACGUCCUUCUACGGCCGAAUUUCUGGAACGAUCUCCAUUGGGCAGUUUGUCUUUGGAGCCGCGGUUCCAUUCAACAUGCCCAAUGAGCGCGUCGAGUUUGUCCUUCCUCAGGUUACUGUGAAUGGCCUGAGCAUCAAUUCUCUGUUUGGCAUCCCCGAAAAGGCAUCGGUGCAAGAUCUCAGCGCGCUGCCGGCCGCUGCUGCAUCCAAGCUCAAGGACGCGGCGCUGGAGGCCAAGAAGGCCGCUCAAGAACGCAUGCGAUCUCUCCUUCCUGCUGGUGUCACUGCUGCUCAAAACCUUGUGACCAACAUUGCAGAAGCCACCAAUGGCAAGGUGCUUUUGCUCGGAAACUUGGUCAACUCGCUUGGCAUCGAUGGCUUUACGGCGUCCGUUCUGGAUCCUGGUGUGCCAGGCUUGCCGAACUUUGCAAUGUUUGGCAUUACCAACUUCCAUAUCGAGUUCCGCAAUCAAAGCUCGACCGGCUUUGGUGGCAUCAAGAGCGCCGGCAUCACCAUUUUGGCAACCCAGCCCUGGACCAUUGUUGGCAGUCUUCGUGUUCUCGCCUUUGCGUUGCAACUCGAGUUGUACACCGAUGGAGCCAACAAACUCGUGUUUGGCGGCGCCGUGUCUGGCACAAUCGCAGUCAACUCGUUCGUCUUUGGCGCUCGCGUUCCAUUCAACUUGCCUGGCGAAACUCUUUCCUUUGUUUUGCCCGAGAUCAAAUUGUUCGGCAUGGACGUCAAGCAAGUCUUUGGCAUUUCCGAUACCCCGAGCCUCGACGAGCUCCAGAGUGCCUUGCCCAACGUGACCGCCCUUGCUGACAAGAUGAAAUUGGAGGCUCUCCAGAAGCUGACGGACUUGAAGGCGGAGGCCAAGAAUCGCAUGCGUCAGUUGCAGGCGUCGACGCGAGCCGAGGCCCUGAGAUUGGCGGCUGACUUGAAAGCAGCAACUGCUGGCAAAGUCUUGCUCUUUGGCGACAUUGUCGAUGCCUUCUCCAUCCCCGGCUUCUCGUCGAGCACAUUGAACCCUGGUGUUGCUGGCCUGCCCAAUUUCGCGACCUUUGGCAUCACCGAUGUCAAUGUAGCGUUCAACAACAGUGGUGCCACCAGCUUUGGCAGUGUGCUUGGGCUGAAUGUCACCAUUCUUGCCACCCAGCCAUGGACUGUCUAUGGUCAGCUCCAAGUGACGGCAUUUGCCGUUCGCUUUGGCAUGUCCACCGACGGCUAUGGCGCUCGCACGUUCUUUGGCUCCGUGUCUGGCACAAUUGCUUUGUCAGAUAUCGUUGUCUCCGUGUACGCACCGUUCAACAUGCCUGGUGAGCGAUUUGAGCUGGUUUUGCCCGAUGUGUCCGUUUUUGGAGCCAGCUUGAACGACUUCUUUGGCGUUGUCCCGCAGUCGGCUGUUGGCCAUUUGGAGAGCAUUGCAACCUCCAACCUGACCACCAUUGCAUCCUCGUUGAAGCUUGAGGCUGCCAAACAGCUGGAAGCUGCGAAGGCCGCUGCUCGUUCCAAGGCCAAGGAGUUGAUGGCUCGCUCGAUUGAAGAGUUGAACAAGAUGAAUGCGGCCUUGACUGCCGCGACUGCAGGCAAGGUCCUUACUCUCGGCUCUAUCGUCGAUUCGCUGUCGAUUUCCGGGUUCACUUCGGCCACCCUCAACCCAGGCGUCGCUGGUCUACCCAACUUUGCCGCCUUUGGAUUGACCGAUUUUGUUUGCGAAUUUGGAACAUCGAAUUCGACUGGUCUCGGUUCCUUCAACAAGCUCGGUGUGACGAUUGUCUACACCCAGGUUUGGACCGUUUACGCGAACGUCAAGGUCACUUCCUUCGCCCUGCGACUGCAGCUGACACGCGAUGUUUACGGAUCACUGUCGUUCGGAGGCGCCGUUUCUGGUACCGUGCAGUUGAACACGUUCUUCUUUACGAUUCGCGUUCCUUUCAAUCUCCCCGGCGAGAAGAUGCAGUUCAUCCUCCCCGAGAUUACAAUUGGCGGUCGAAACAUUCGCGAAACGUUUGGCAUUCCAGACGAGGUCUCCACUUCGCUGUCAGACCUUGCAAAGACGAUCAACGACGCACCCGCCAUUGUUGCCCAGAUUCAAGCCGAGGCUGCCAGUCAGCUGGCUAUCGCAAAGAAGCAGGCGCGUGAAAAGAUUCGACAGGUUGUCGCUCAGACCAUCGACGAAGCCAACAAGUUUGCUGCUGAUCUGACCGCUGCCACCUCGGGCAAGGUUCUGACGCUUGGCACCAUCGUCGAUGCCCUUUCUGUUCCUGGCUUGACCUCCGCGUCGCUCAAUACGAACACGGCGGGUCUUCCCAACUUUGCUACCUUUGGCUUGAUGGACUUUAAGCUCGAGUUCCAAAACUCGAACGGCAGCUCGCUUGGUUCGCUCAAGACCCUUGGCGUCACUGUGCUUGCGACGCAGCCCUGGACGAUCAUUUCGACUCUGCGCGUGACAGCCUUCUCCUUUACCGUUGCUUUGAACACUGACGCGUAUGGAAGCAGGUCGUUCUCUGGCGCUGUCGCCGGCACCAUCGCGGUUGACUCGUUUGUCGUCUCUGCUCGUGUUCCUUUCGGCAUUCCUGGCGAAAAAGUUGAGCUGAUUCUGCCGCGGCUGGUUGCUGGCGGCGUCGAUAUCAGCAAGCUGUUUGGCAUGGAUGACUUGACCGCGUUCAAUCCUGCCAUUCUCGCCAAUGCCUCGCUGUCUGCCCUUGCCGACGCGGCUGCAACCAAGGCCCGAGCAGCGGUUGCGGAUAUGAAGUCCCGCGUCCGACAACUCAUGCCGCGCACCGACCGUGAUCUGAAGGAUAUGGUUGGCGACAUUCGCGACCUUGUUGGCCAGGGCAAGUUGCUCACUCUCGGAACCAUGAUGAAUGCCCUUGGAAGUGGUAUCGGGCUUGACACUGCUGCCCUCAACAGUGCCGUCGGCAGUAUUCCUGGCAUGCCCCCGAUCUUGAGCGUUGCCAUCACUGACUUUGGCGUCGAGUUCAACGCGACAUCGUCCGGAUUUGGCCGACUGCUGAGCUUGCAAGUUGCCAUGCUCAUGACGCAGCCAUGGUCUCUUCAACCUGCGCUCACGAUCGAGACGCUCGGCUUUGCCCUCUAUGUUUCCACGUCAAACCUGACUACAAUGGCCAAAUCGUACUCUGGCUUUGUGCAAGGCACUGUGUUGAUCAACACUGUGAUGGUGACUGUUCGUGUUCCCUUCAACCUCCCGGAGAGUAUCUCGAUUAUUCUUCCUGAGGUGGUGAUUGACGGCGUGGACAUUAACAAUUACUUUGGUGCCAACUCGACCGUGGCCACAUACAUUCCGAGCACUUUGACGGAGAUUCAGCGCGUCCAAUCGCAGCUGCAAACUCAGUCAGCCAGCAUUCUCACCAUUGGCCAACUGCUCGCGUCGAUGGGAUUGUCGAGUGCUGUCGAUUUUGACAUUGGUGGUCUCAACCCGGGCUCGUUCGGCGUGACCGAGAUUGACAUCAACAUGACCAUCACAUCGAGUCCUGCAUCCCGCGGCCUUCAGAGCGCCUCGAUUACGGUCAUCCUGACAGAAGAGUGGAAGAUUCUUGGCCGCUCGCAGCUCACCGUUCCGUUCUUUGGCUUCAACAUUGGCAUGACGAAAGUCGGCGCCGUCAACAAAUGGUACGGCCGCGUCAAGGGCUGCCUGGUGAUCUCUGGCAAGGUUCUUGGCGCCAACAUUCCGUUCAAUUUGCCCAACCAGCAAGCGACGUUCGUGCUCCCUUCGAUUCGUCUGUUUGGCAAGCCCGUCGACCAGCUGUUUGAGACCGCAACCAGUGCUGUGGCAAUUCCCUCCGCCAACGAUGUCAAAGCCGCUUUGCAGGGAUCCCUGCAGCUUACCGACUUGCUGAAUGCCGUGGGCAUCGAUACGGCUCCCCUCCAGUCACUGGUUGCGGUUCCUGGCUUGCCCAAUCUGCUGGCGUUUGCCAUCACUGAGAUGAACCUCAAUUUCACGGCUACCAACUCGCUCCAAGGCUUUGCCUUCAAGAUUGUCGCCACCGAACGCUGGAACCUGGUUCCUGUGGACACGGGCGCCAAGCUUGCCAUCCCUUCGUUCAGCGUGUUUAUCACCAAGUUUGUCAACGCUGCAAACGCCACCGUCUAUGGCGGUCGCAUUCGCGGCACGAUUCUGCUGCGCGACAAGCCUGUGCGCAUCAGCGUGCCAUUCCGUUUGCCCGAGCCUGCGUACGUGCUUAUGCCCGAAGUCGUCAUUUCUGGCGUGAACGUCGGCCAGAUGACCUCUGUGGAGCAGCUGCCGAUUCUUGGUCAGAUUGAGCGCAGCACGCUCUCCACUCGUCUGCGCGCACUCAUCACGCUGGGCGACAUUUUGAGCCUCUUCACGGAUUCCAUUGACAUCCCAACCGACCUUCCUGGUAUGCCGGCGAUCCGAUCACUUGCGAUUGCUCGUUGCGAGUUUGGGUUUGCUCAAGUCGAAACGCGAUCGCAGUUGUCGUCACUCAACAUUUCCAUCGUGUCGACCGAGCCGUGGACUGUCUUUGGUUCUCGAGUUUCCAUCGACUUUUUCGCCUUCUCUGUCGAAAUGUUCCGUGAUGCACGUGGCUUGGCCGUUUACCAAGGCAGUCUCUUUGGCACCAUUCUGUUCCAGCGCACAAAUGCAUUGCCCGUCCGUGUUUAUCUUGGCAUUCCCUACGGUUCUUCGACCGCGCCGAAACGCAUGAGCGCCGCCAAUCCAGCAAAGUUCUUGUUGCCGCAGGUGUCGAACGCCGGCAACGCGCUGACGGUGGAUGUGUUUAUCACAUCGUUCCUGCCCGGUCUCGAGUCGCUCAUUCAGUCUCCCAUUCCUGGUCUGGAUAUCGCGACUGGCAUCAUCCGCACCACCGCCGUCACGCAGUUCACCUUUGCGUUUGACACGGCCUCUUCAAACCUGACCAUGUUCCGGGUGAUGCUGCAGUCGACGCAAUCGUGGAAUCUGUUUGGUACCAGCACGUCGCUCAAGUCGUAUGUCCUUUAUGUGGCUCGAGAGCCUCCUGCGACUUCCUUGACGGGCUAUGUGAGCGGUGUCUUUGCCUUCAAGAGCGUGUCCAAUUCGCGAGAAGUCACCGCGGAGGUUGGCCUGAAUGUGCCCUUCCCGAUUACCGCCACAAACCCUGUGACGUUCGCGUUGCCCCCGGCAACGGUGCCAGAGCGGGCGUUUACUGUCGGUCAUCUCUACACCCUCGUCGGCGACCUGGCUCAAAGUGUCAAGCAGUUCUUCGAAGGCGGCUCUGGCAGCGGCGGCGUCUUUGGCGAGGGCUUUGACGUGCAAAAGAUUCUGAACGUCUUUGCAGUGACCCAAUGCCAAGUCGGCUUUGUGCGCAAUCCAACGACCGGAGUCUCCUCGUUCCAAACCUUCUCCAUCCGCAUUGAAAUGCUCGAGCCGUUCUCGUUCACCAACGGCGAUUCCAACGCUGUCUUUAGCAUUGCUCGUUCCGUUCUGGAUUUCUCGUACAACCACACUGGUUUGUUCUCCUUUGGCGUUGAUCCGACCAAGCAAACCGGCGCUCCAGAUUCAGUGUUUACAUCCAAGAUCAAGGGCUUUGUGAGUGGUACCUUGGUUUUGGCUGGCACGCCAGUGUCGUCCACUGUCUACUUCCCGAUGACACCGCUGCUGGCUCCUCCGAUUGCAUUUGUGCUGCCCCCUGCCAACGAUCCGCAGGCGCUGACCGUAGCGCGCGUUUUGACCGUGCUGACUGCGGGCGAGCUCAACCUCGGGACUGAAGGUCCGAAGGCCCUGGAUGCUUUCGCCUUGACUGAGCUUUCGCUCAAGUUUACGGGCGCGCUCUCGCGUGUGGCCUUCAAUCUGACCAUCGAAAUGACCGAUCCUUGGAGUUUCUUCAACGGCAAGCUCUCCAUUUACGGCAUUGCCCUUCGCGUCCGUCGAUUCUACGAGCCCUCCAAGCUCAAUUACGAGUACAUUCAACAGCAAGCGUGCAAGUGUGUUCAACCAAUCCACGAGGGCUAUGUUCAAGGCUUUGUGUCGAUUGGCAGCGGAGCUGUCGAGUUUGGCAUCCGUGCUCCCUUCCCGCUCUCCACGUCGUACAAUGGCAGCAUCUAUGCGGGCACACCUGUCGUUCUCAUUCUGCCCGACACGUCGACGAAGCGUCUGACGCCGCUUGCCAUGCUUGGCGUCUUGGCCAGUGAGCUCUCGAGCUCCUUCCCUGAAGAUGGCUUGCUUGGUGACUUGAGCAAGAUUUACGUCAAGGCGCUGAACUUCCAGGUGGUCCAAGGCAGCAUGGAGAGUUUCCGUAUGACGCUGAGAGUGGACCAGCUGUCGCUGUUCAGUGGACGGCUGGCCAUCAACUUUGUCGAAAUGGACUUGAACUCGUCCACCGUUCGUGUUGGCCAAGCCAAGCAGCGUGUCUACUCUGGUUUGAUUACUGGCCAAGCGCGCUUUGCCGAUCCGGGCGGUAGCGCGUUUGAUGUGAGCGUGUUUGUUCCCUUCCCCGCAACGGCCUACCGCAACAGCUCGGUCUUUGGCUACGUCACGACGGUCGAUGUUUCGAAUCCCAACCGAUUCUUGACCAUCCGCGCACUCGUCUACACGCUGCUCAGCAUUGACAUUAACAUCUUUUCGCUCCCGUUGGGUGAUGGUGGCUCUAUGUGGACUGCUCUCGGUGUGCAGACCGUUCGUUGGUCGUUCAACGACUUUGGCGUGCUCAACAAUCUCUACGCCUACGUGCUCAUGCAGACGUCCCUUCAUCUCGGCCCAGUUUACUGUGGCCCCGGAUCUCUGGCAUUCACAAUCACGUACGCUCCAGCCAACCCUCGAACCCCCACCAAGAUGGUCACCAAGUUCAAGAUCGAGGGCAGCUGUACGUUUGCCGGCGCUCCGCUUCGGGUGGAUAUCACAUUCCCCAAGAAGGGCGCUGACAGCGUGCUUACUGCCGGACCAAACAUCACCUCGAUGACGGCGUCGUUCAGCAACGAGUUCAACCUCUGGGCAUUGCGUCGUGACCACAACUUCAAUGUGACGCUCGUCAUGAACCGAACCAUGGCCUACAACGAAGAGAAUGACGCGUACUGCCUCCGCUGCGUGACUCGUCUGCUGGAGCCUACUUCCGACGUCUACUACACCCCGCCAGAUGCACAAAUCACCAUGAACUGCUUUGGUGAGCGUGGCUCGGUCAAUCCCUGGCUGGCAAACGAGGAGGAUCUCGAAAUGACCCGCGUGGAAGUGCCGUUCUCCAAUUUCAAGGUUGCCAAGUUUAUGCGAUGCGCCAUCUGUGUCCGCAAGGUGGGCGCCGACGGUGUUCUCGGCAAGACCAACUUUGGCUUGGACCAAAAGUCAGGCGCAGGCAUCUACACGGUCGCUGGAACUCCAGCAUUGACCACGGAUUACAUGUGUUCGGCCUAUUCGCAGCCUCGUUACUUGAAUGAAAACACUGAGACGUUCGGCAGUGGCGGCGAUGCGCGCUCGGAAGCCGGCUGCAAGUACACUGCCUACCGACCCAUUGUCGUCUCCCUCUCGGGCGAUUCCACCUCCGCGUCUCGCACAGCAGUGGUUCAGCUGCCUACACGAGGCUUUACAGGUUGCGGUACCGACGCUGCUUGGGAGUUUGGCAAGACCACUCGUGGGGCUUCGAUUUCGAUUGGUGCUGUCAACAUCACGCUGACUUUCCGUCAGGCCGGAGUCUAUGAUAUCAUGGUCGCCAAGAACUUUGUGACUGAAGUGUUUGUCAUGGAUGUCCAGUCGGUUCGCUACGUCAACGGCACUGUUCUCUUUGCUGGUAUCAUUCCUCGUGCGUACAUUCAGUCCGAAAACCACAUUUGCAACGUGGACACUGACUUGCGUUCGUGGCCGACCGAUGCCUUUGUGAUGCCCGAUGGCAUUCUCAAUUGCACCACUGUCCGACCUCGCCAGCGAACGGCACUCAAAGGAAACGUGACCAUGUACCUCAACACUGACUGCGACAAGUCCAUCACGCCGUUCUGCCGAUCCACUGGUAUUUUCGGAACCACCAACUAUGUCCCAAGCAACCCGAUCCUGGAUGUUUGGAUUGGCUCUCUCGGCGGUUGCAAUUCGUGGCGUUGUUGCUACUUCCUGAAGCUGACCCGGAAGGGCAGCUGGGAUGGCAAGCUGACGCCCGAUCCUGAUCGUCAACGUGCUGCCGACAGUGGAAACGACAUUUCUCUCGCUGAUAACUAUUGUACCACCGCAUCGCUCUCUGGAUUCUGCGCAGAAUCGUGCCCUCGGCGCCUUGAAUUGUACAAGAAGGUGUACAGGGUGUAUUCCACAAAGUAUGGUGGCAAAAACGCGUCUCUGGCUGACGCCUGGGACAAGUGCUACUUGACAACGUGCUCGCGCUGGUCCUGGGGUCCGACCUACUGGAAGAAGGAGACCAACUGCUUCAACUUUGUGUCCAACGUGCCCUUGGACGCGUCCCUUCAGAACGCCCAUUUGAGCGUCGGCGAAAACAACAUUACGAUCAACCGGGCUUGUUCCACCAACAAUUGCUUGCAAACGAGCGAGAUGUAUACCACGUUUGCAGAGGUGUUCAAGGCCAAUUACACCAAGCCAAUUGAAACGGUCGAGUCUGGUGGCACACAGCAAUCUGAGAGCAAGCCACUCUUUGGUUCUCAGAAUCCCACUCCUGUUUGGCAGUAUGUUUACGAGCUGCACGGCCACACUACUCGAGGCAACAUGACUGUUUGGGUGGAUCAGAAUGGUCUCAGCACGCGAUCGGAUGCUGUCGUCCGCACUCUCAAGGCGGCCAUGAUCUACAACCCGUCCGUCCUGCAGGUCGACCUCAUGAUCCCCGACUUUGUGCUGGACAACCCGAGCAUCAAGUCCUCUUGCAAAGAUGCCAACGGUAUGGUCAGCGAGUUCUGCUUGUGCAAGGCGGCCAGGACCACGAUGAACAAGCUCGUGUCCAAAUGGAGUUACAGCUCGUGCGCCAUGUACGUGAAGGACGUGCCCACUGAAAUUGUCUGUCACAAGUACUGCGUGGACAUCAACAAGAAGGUUGUGGUCGGCGAAACAUGCAAGUCAGAUCCUAAUGCAUGGAAGCCUCCGAACUGGAAGCCCCCGACCUUCUGGGAGGCGCUGUUUGGUCUCUAA